AUGCUAUCAGAUUUAUCAUUGACUCUAUUAAGAGAUAUUCGACAACUUUUGAGGAUGCGGAUGAUUAUGGAGAAGAAUCCAAUAAAGAAAUUUCUUAUGACGGUUCAACGUGCUUCUCUAAUUUCUAGUUGGAUUGAUAAUAAAGUUUUUGUUCAUAACGAUGAUUUCCUUGAACUUUCCAAAGUUCCUUACGAAUUUAGAUUGUUAGCUUGUGUUGGUGAUUCCGAUCAGCUUAUUGGUGGUUAUAAUCCUGUUUGUUGGAGUUCUCAAGCCAAUGGAAACGCUUUGCAAAAUGAUGGCAAUUUUGAGAGCAGAGUUGUGAAUUCUGAACGAGCCAUUCGUGAUUGUACCAUCGGUUAUGAACGUGUUACUUAA
Funneliformis geosporum is the source of this 375-nucleotide messenger RNA. The record is from the annotation of a GenBank genome assembly. NCBI's taxonomy places the organism in Eukaryota, Fungi, Glomeromycota, Glomeromycetes, Glomerales, Glomeraceae.